AUGGUAGACGGCGAGGAAUGCGCAAAGCGCGUGGCCAUGGGGUUCGGGGUGGGUGCCGCCCUCGGCAGCAGCAUAGGUGCGGUCUACGGGACGUACGGAGCCUUCAAGUACAGGGUCCCGGGGCUGUUCAAGAUCCGCUACAUCGGGCAGAACACUGUCAACACCGGGCUGUUAUUUGGCGUGUUUCUAGCCGCGGGAUCACUCCUGCAGUGCUACCGGUAG
Molecule: messenger RNA, 222 nt
Organism: Monoraphidium neglectum
Lineage: Eukaryota; Viridiplantae; Chlorophyta; Chlorophyceae; Sphaeropleales; Selenastraceae
Exons: 4
Coding region: 1-222 (73 amino acids)
Biological process (GO): protein insertion into mitochondrial inner membrane; protein import into mitochondrial matrix
Cellular component (GO): TIM23 mitochondrial import inner membrane translocase complex
Source: RefSeq, a predicted model, not a curated record